Molecule: messenger RNA, 1296 nt
Organism: Oppiella nova
Lineage: Eukaryota; Metazoa; Arthropoda; Arachnida; Sarcoptiformes; Oppiidae
Source: the annotation of a GenBank genome assembly
AUGGAUUCUGAAGUCGAUAGUGAUAUUAAUAGAACUGAUUUGGAUCAUUUUAUUGGUACUUACUUUGAUGGCAAUAUCAAAUUUGUGCCUGAUGCUAACAAUGGCAACCAUUAUAUCGACAAUUGUAUCGCUUAUAAAAACGCGUUUACAUUCGGGUCCGAAGCCAAAUGCUCUUUAGGAGAAACUUACUGCUCAUUCGACAUCAAAGACAUACUAUGGAAGGAUUGGGCGGACGAUUCAGAGCUUCAGAAAUACCCAUUCAAAUGGGUUAAGAAACCACUGCAAGUGUUGAUUCAAUCUGAAAAGGAGCGGGGUCUUUCUCAUAAGCUAUUUAUCCAGACAUUAGUGGCCUUACAAGUGUUGAACAUUAAGCAUGCGGCGGAAAAGCUAAUGAAAGGGAGCAUACGUGUGGCUUUGUUUACGGUACGCACAGAUUAUAGGAUCAGACAGAGGGCUAUACUGAGUGAUGUAUCAAGAAUAGCCGGGUUUGAAAGGGUGCAUCUGAUUACCGAGAUUACAGCCGCGACCGUUGCCUACGUUAUCGAUAAAAACCGGGACAGUUUGACUAAAGAGAUCAUCAUGGUAUUCUCACUAGAUCACGCUCACUGCGAUUGCAGCAUUAUUAAAGUGAGCAACACUUCCAUUGAAUAUAUAUCGCAUGACAGUGAAACAGUUGAUGAGUUACUUAAUGUUAGAAGUCAAGAGAGUGGCAUUCUAAUUGCCAUAAUCGGUGAUUAUAUUAACAAUCAGCUAUCAUUGAAAGGGCUGCGAAAAGAGGAUUUGUCAAAAAUCCUCGUUAUUGGUCAUUCAGAUAGGCUCACAGAGUUUAAGAAUCAUAUAAUCGAACAUUUCUCUUCUAAACGCAUACUUUACGAUUGCAAUCCUAAGGAUAUUGUGGCCAUAGGGACGGCAUAUUUCGGACAGAUAUUAGAGAAUAGACUGGAUAUUGUCGUUAUCGAAGAUAUAAUUAAAAUGGGGAUUAAAAUGUACUUGCACAUGAAUGACGGACGGCCUAAACAACACGAAUUAAUGGGACAGAAUGUGAGCGUGCAAGAAUAUUUCAAAUCAAAAGAGAUUGAGAUCAAAGUGCACAAGAACAAUUUUCCCAUAGCGAUGACCAUUUUAGAGGAUAUCAAUCACCAAAAGAAGAUACUAAAUGAGCUUGACAUGAAUAAGGGUGCAGCUGUAGUUACCAGUAAUAUGAACGGUAGCGUUGCCAAACUUCCUCCCCUCUGGAGGAUUAUCCUCGAAUCGGCCCAAAAGGGUACAGUCAUCAAGAGUGGUUGUGGAGAUUAA